Messenger RNA from Ruditapes philippinarum (Manila clam), 324 nucleotides. RefSeq lists its product as uncharacterized. The transcript has a single exon. Lineage: Eukaryota; Metazoa; Mollusca; Bivalvia; Venerida; Veneridae. The record is from RefSeq and is a predicted model, not a curated record. Bases 1 to 324 code for a protein of 107 amino acids. Gene Ontology annotation, molecular function: nucleic acid binding. Gene Ontology annotation, biological process: DNA integration.
AUGUCUCGAUAUGGAAUUGUAGAUAUUUGCAUGAGUGAUAACGGACCGCAAUUUUCGUCAACAGAAUUUGCCGAGUUCGCAAAAUCAUGGGGAUUUACUCACAUUACGUCAUCACCUUAUCAAAGUAGGUCAAAUGGAAUGGCUGAAAAGGGUGUGUCGAUUGCUAAGAAAACCUUAACUAAGGCAAAAGAAUCUAGGCAAGACCCAUAUGUAUGUAUUUUAGAAUACAGAAACACACCUUUAGAAUGUGGUUACACCCCAAAUCAGUUGUUAAUGGGACGAAGGACAAAGUCUGUAGUUCCAAUUUCUGAAAAAAGGCUUUAG